AUGGGUUUGUUUCGAUCAAACGAAUCUGUGGAGAGCUGGGCUAUCUGGAUCGAUUUUUUCCUCUUGGUGAUCGGCGUGCCGCUGGUGUCGCACUUCGUCUUCUCCUGCUCCAGUUGCGAUGCGGAGCACCAGCGGCCGUACGACGCCAUCAUCCAGCUCUCUCUUUCCUCUGUCUCUGCGCUGUCGUUUUACAGCCUUUCUUCUUUCACCCACAAGUACGGACUCAGGAGAUUUCUCUUCUUCGAUAAAUUGACGGAUGCCAGUGAGAAGGUCAGGCAAGGGUAUACGAUGCAGGUUCAGAGGUCAAUGAAGCUACUCUCAGCCUUUGUGUUUCCCUGCUUUGCUGCAAACGCAACGUACAAGGUCUGGUGGUUCAUAUCCGGCGGCACCUCUACACCUUACUUUGCCAAUGUCUAUGCUAGUGAUGUGAUUGCCUGCACCCUCCAACUUUGCUCAUGGCUCUACCGCACUUCGAUAUUUUUCUUGGUGUGUGUCCUCUUUCGUCUGAUUUGCUACCUCCAAAUCUUACGGUUGGAGGACUUUGCUAAAGUCUUUGAGAAGGAGUCUGAUGUGGGUUCCAUCCUUGCCGAACACCUUAGCAUCAGGCGGAACCUCCGCAUUAUCAGCCAUAGAUUUCGAGUGUUUGUUCUGUUAGCUCUGGUGUUUGUCACCAUUAGCCAGCUCUCUUCCCUUGUUGUCACCACCAAGUCUAAUUCCAUUGUUAAUCUCUCCACUGCUGGCGAGCUCGCGCUUUGCUCCGUGACGCUGGUGACGGGACUGUUUAUUUGCCUUCGGAGCGCCACGAAGAUAACCCACAAGGCACAGGCAGUCACGUGCCUGGCGGCGAAGUGGCACGCGUGCGCCACCAUGGAUUCCUUCGGCGACUUCGACGGCGAAAGUCCGCGGCACACCUCCGGUGACUCCCGCAUAUUUUCCGUCGGCAGUGGCCAAUCGGAUACCGACCACGAAGAAGGUGACGGCGACGAUGAGCUCGACAACACCAAAAUGUUCCCCGUCUAUGCCAACACCAUCUCCUACCAGAAGCGCCAAGCCCUCGUGACGUACUUCGAGAACAACAAGUCGGGGAUAACGUUGUUCGGAUUUAUGCUGGACAGAACGUCGCUCCAUACCAUUUUCGCGAUUGAGUUAUCCCUUGCCCUAUGGUUGCUUAACAAGACCAUUGGUACUCUGUAG
Molecule: messenger RNA, 1194 nt
Organism: Thlaspi arvense
Lineage: Eukaryota; Viridiplantae; Streptophyta; Magnoliopsida; Brassicales; Brassicaceae
Source: the annotation of a GenBank genome assembly